Symbiodinium natans is the source of this 2571-nucleotide messenger RNA. The record is from the annotation of a GenBank genome assembly. NCBI's taxonomy places the organism in Eukaryota, Dinophyceae, Suessiales, Symbiodiniaceae.
AUGAGUCUCACCGAGCUGCUGCUGGCGACCUUGGACCCGUCCAAGAAUGCGCAAGCGGAAGCGCAGAUUCGACAGGCUGAACAGGCUAGUGUCGAUCAGUACUUUACAGCCCUUGCGCAGGAGCUGGCGAACACGGAGAAACCUGUGGUUGCGCGGCAGCUUGCAGGACUUCUUUUGAAGAACGCCCUGGCAUCGAAGGAUCCCGCGAAAGAUCGCGACCUGAAAGCCAGAUGGGCGAACCUGCCGGCAGCGAGUCGAAAUCUGGUGAAGGAGGCCACCACCUCCGCACUCAUCAGUCCGCAGACCGACGUGGGAAAGGCGGCGGCGCAGGUCUUGGCCAAGAUUGGGGCCAUCGAGAUCCCCUUGGUGCAGUGGCCUGGGCUGGUACCGCUUUUGCUCGGCCACGUGACCAACACGGACGUCAGAGCCAGACAGAUCUCGCUGGUUUGUCUCGGCUACUUGUGUGAAGACCUGGUGGUCGUACAGGAGGAGGGAACCAAUAUCAGCGAUGAUAUUGCCAACAACAUCCUGACAGCUGUUGUUCAGGGAAUGCGGGACACAGAGCCACAGACAAAGCUGGAGGCGACCCGAGCCUUUUACCACGCCGUCGUUCUUGCGAAAAAGAACUUCAAGAACCAAGUCGAGCGCGACGUCAUCAUGGGCGUCGUGAACGAUACUUGCCGCUGUACCGCGGCACCUGAAGUCCAGAUCGCAGCGUUCGAGUGCCUCGUGCAGAUUGCGACGGAGUACUACGACUUCCUCAUGCCGUACAUGAAUGGCUUGGGCCCGCUGACGUGGGAAACCAUCAAGUCGUCACCAGAGAAGGUAGCGAUUCCUGCCAUGGAAUUCUGGUCAACCAUCUGCGAUGAGGAGCUCUAUCUGAUGGACCUGGCUGAGGCCGGCCAAGCAGGUGGCCGCGCCUCCCUGAACCUCAUCCAGCAGGCCUUGGGAUUCUUGGUUCCGCUUCUCACCGAGACGCUGACCAAGCGCCAGAGUGAGGAUGACGACGACACCUGGAACCUAGCCAUGGCUGCAGGCACUUGCCUGGCGCUGGUGGCCCAGGUGGUCAGGGAUGGCUGUGUGGACCUGGUGUUGCAGUUUGUGCACACCAACUUCCAGAAUCCUGAUUGGAAGUUUAGAGAAGCAGCGGUCUUGGCGUACGGCUCCAUCAUGGAGGGACCGACCAGCGAAAAAAUGAGACCGAUGGUCGAACAGAGCCUCAGUCACCUUGUCCUUGCGCUGCAGGACCAGAGUGUGGCGGUUCGUGACACCAUUGCCUGGACCUUGGGUCGCAUCGCGCAGUUCCAUCCCACCAUCGUGCCAGUCAAGCAGCUCAUGCCGCUCCUCUGCGAGAGGCUGCGUGACGUCCCACGAGUCUCUGCCAACAUCUGCUGGAACGUGCAGGUUCUGGCUGAGGCACAGACUGGCGGCAUUGCUGGGCAGUACCCUGACUCGACGCCCCUGUCGGAGUUUUUCACUGCGAUCGCCACGGCUCUCUUGGAGGUGGUGGCGAGACCGGAUGCCGAUGAGCGCCAGCUGCGCAUGGCAGGGUACAACGCGCUGAGCGUUCUCGUCAGCAAGGCGGGCAGCGACUGCUUGCCCCACAUGCAGGCCUUGACGCAGGAGAUGCUGAAGCACCUGCAGGCAUCCUACAAAUCCAUCGACCGGGAGUGCGAGUUGCAGGGCUACAUCUGCGGGGUGCUGACGUCGCUUGUGUCGCGCCUUAGGGAGAAGGUCGCCCCAGUAGCCAACUCGAUCAUGGAGGAAGCGCUGAAAGUCAUUUCGGCUUAUCAACAGGUUCGAGGGGGUGCCCAAGUUCUGCAUGAGGAGGCCUUGCUCCUUAUCGUGGCUUUAGCGAAUGCGGCUGGCGCUGGCUUCGAGCGCUUCAUGCCGCACUUCGCUCCCCACCUCCAGGUCGGACUGCAGAACUACGAGGAGGUGCAGGUCUGCCUAACGACCACCAGAAUGGUCGGAGAUCUGUGCACGGCGCUGGAGGGCAAGAUUGUGGGCUACUGCGACACGAUCCUGCAGAUCCUGUACACUAACCUCCGGAACCCGGCGGUGGACCGCAAGAUCAAGGCCGCGGUGAUGACGAGUUUCGGUGACAUAGCUAUGGCUAUCACCGGAGAGUUUGAGCAGUACCUCGGCCCGGUGGUGCAAAUGCUGCGGGAAGCCUCGUCAACGCGGUUGACCGAUGGCCCAGGAGACAGCGAAGAGUGGGUCGAGUACCUGAACAGCCUACGAGAAGGAGUGCUUGAAGCGUACUCUGGAAUCAUCCACGGACUUAAAGAGUCGAACAAGCUGCAUCUCUUCAAGGAGCAUGUAAACACCGUGCUCAUGCUCGUUAAAGAGAUCAGUGAGGAUCCCACAACGCAACUGCCAGUCAUCAAGGCUGCGGUGGGAGUGGUGGGUGACCUGGUCCUCGUCUUCCAGACCGAGCUGACGGCGCACGUGGGCAAAGCCCCGUUCCUCAGCCAGCUGGUUCAGGUGGCCUUCAGGAGCCAAGAUCCAAAGCUGCUGCAGAGUGCUCAGUGGCUGCAAGGCAUGCUCAUGAAGUUUGGCGGCACAUGA